Messenger RNA from Galleria mellonella (greater wax moth), 4030 nucleotides. RefSeq names its product protein O-mannosyltransferase 1 (gene rt). Bases 681 to 2531 code for a protein of 616 amino acids. Gene Ontology annotation, cellular component: membrane; endoplasmic reticulum. Gene Ontology annotation, molecular function: dolichyl-phosphate-mannose-protein mannosyltransferase activity. The record is from RefSeq and is a predicted model, not a curated record. Lineage: Eukaryota; Metazoa; Arthropoda; Insecta; Lepidoptera; Pyralidae. The transcript is spliced from 8 exons. Gene Ontology annotation, biological process: protein O-linked glycosylation via mannose.
UUUAUGAUAGGUAUCUUGUAUUAUUUAAAUAUAAUUGAGUGAAAUAACUUAUCAUUUUCUAUUUUUAAUCUAUUUAUAUAUAUAAAAAAUUAUGAUGAUAAAAAAUAGUGAAAUCAGUGUAAAUUUUUCUUUUAUACUAACUUUUUGCGCCUUGUGGUUUCCAGAAGUAGAAAAACUAACAUACACCAGAUAUUAAGUUAGACCUGUAAAAAUCGCAUCCAAUUUGGUGCAGUAGUUUUUGCAUGAUACCAGAACAAACAAAUAUAACAAAAACAAAGACAAAAUUUCUAAAAAUUAUUGUUUUCACUACUAUUAUCAUUAUAAAGAUCCCUUAUACUAAUAUUUCUUAAAUAUAUCCCAUGUACAGCCUUUAUCUAGUUACAAUUUUGUUAUAUUAGUAAGAUUUUUUCACCAGGAAAAAGCUCCAAUAAAAAAUAAAUUAAAACUAAAUGAGGAAGAAAUGCCACCUGACAAGUAUGUAGAGAGAACCCGUUUAAGCCUACGCUUGGAGGUUGACUUGGUCUUUGUAGGACUACUGGUAUUAGCUCUUAGUACUAGACUAUACAGCUUGGAGGAACCAAAAUACAUUGUCAGGCCAUGCUGCUGGCUAUGAUGGAAAUUUCACGUUUGAUAGAAUUGGAUCACCAUAUACACAUAAUGUACCAAUAAGAGCUCUGCGCAUGGUGCCUGCUGUGGCUGGCAGUCUUUUGGUAGCAGUUACAUAUCAAGUGAUGUUAGAAAUAUCUUUCUAUCAAUGGACGGCAAUAUUAGCUGGUUUAUUAGUUUUAUUUGAAAAUUGUUUCCUAGCACAAUCAAGAUUCAUGCUACUAGAAAGCAUUCAAAUACUAUUUGGAUUAUGUGGCAUAUUGUGUACAAUUAAAAGCACAUAUAAAACUGGUGUGUCUAGUGUAAUCUGGCUUUGUGUUGCUGCUGUGUCACUUGGAUGCUGUUUUUCUGUGAAAUACUCGGGACUUUAUACAUAUUACCUGGCAUUAUUUCUUGUCGGGCGACAAAUAUGGCGACAAGUUGGUAGCACCGAAUCAACCCUGCGUCUGGCAUUAGCGGUGCUGUGGAGAUUGAUUGUUUUAAUUAUUCUACCGGUGUUAGUGUAUGUGGGAGUAUUCUAUGCACACUUGGCUAUGUUACCUAAAGCUGGCCCACAUGACAGUGUAAUGACGAGUGCAUUUCAAGCCUCGCUGCAAGGUGGACUUGCGAGCAUUACGCGAGGCCAGCCAUUACAUGUUGCCCAUGGAUCACAAAUUACUCUCAGGCACACACACGGACGAACAUGUUGGCUGCAUUCCCACGCACACGUGUAUCCGGUUCGAUACACAGACCAGCGGGGUUCGUCCCAUCAGCAGCAAGUAACGUGUUAUAGUUUCAAAGACGUUAAUAACUGGUGGAUAGUGAAACGGCCUGAGCAGCCAUCCCUAGCUGUAGCCCGUCCCCCUGACGCUAUUCGUCACGGAGAUAUCGUUCAACUACUUCAUGGUAUUACGAGCAGGGCGCUCAAUUCACACGAUGUUGCAGCGCCAGCCUCGCCACAGUCACAGGAAGUAUCCUGCUACAUAGACUAUAAUGUGUCAAUGCCAGCUCAGAAUCUAUGGCGAGUAGACAUUGUGAACCGAGACAGCGAAGAUGCUACAUGGGACAGCAUACGUUCUAUGGUACGGCUGAUACAUGUUGACUCGGGAUCAGCGCUGCGCUUUAGUGGACGUCAGCUACCCGCUUGGGGAUUUCAUCAGCAUGAAGUAGUAGCUGACAAGGUCAUCACACACCAAGAUAGUAUUUGGAAUGUCGAGGAACAUCGAUACACUAAAGCGGAAGACAGACGAGAACGCGAGCGAGAACUUGUUUCAGCAGAAAUGAUACCAACAGCAGUAACACAACUCACAUUUUGGGAGAAAUUUGCGGAGCUGCAAUACAAGAUGAUCGCACACGCUCCUGACGCGCCCCACGGCCAUAUGUUUGCAAGUGAACCGCCCGAGUGGCCACUGCUUGUUCGCUCAAUUGCAUACUGGUUAUCACCUAACUCUAAUGCUCAAAUACACUUGAUUGGAAAUUUGAUAACAUGGUACGCCGCAACGUUAUCAGUUUUGUUGUACAGCGUUCUGCUGGCAGUCUAUGCGAUCCGCCGGAGGCGCGCAUGUGCAGAUCUUCCGAUUCGAGCGAUACAGCAGUUCUACGACGCUGGUUAUAUUUUCUUUCUAGGCUACUGGUUGCACUAUCUUCCUUACUAUUUUAUGGAUAGAACACUGUUCCUUCAUCAUUAUCUACCUGCUUAUAUAUUUAAAAUACUUCUAUUGUCUUAUGUAAUUGAUCAUAUUUAUUUCAUUCUGCAUAUACACGAGAAAACUAAGCCCUUAACAAAUGUAUUCAUUGUAUGUGUAGCAGUGUGGCUCGCGUAUGUGGUACUUACAUUUAAAAAAUUUAGUGUCCUUAACUAUGGAAAUGUUAAUUUGACUGAGAGUGAUCUUAUGAAUCUCAGAUGGAAGGAUACAUGGGAUUUCAUUUUACAUAAAAAAGGAUAAUAUUUUUAUAUCCUUAUAUGUUAGUUAUAUAAAUUCGAAUGUUUACCUGUUCUUUACUGCCAUGUAAUGAUCUUGUCACAAUUAUUAAUUCUUUUAUUAAAUUAUUAUUAUUAAGUAUAGGUAUUACAGUACCUUGCUAUUGCUAAAAGUAUUUUCUACUCUGCACUUUAUUACAACUGAAAAGUAUUAUUUUUAUAAUAGUUUUAUUAGAACAAUACCAUGAACAUAUAAAUAUUAUAUUAUAAUUUUUAAAUAUGGACUAAUGUCCAUAUUUAAAAAAUAUAAUAUAUAUGUUCUGUACGAAGAAUGGGUUAUGAAUGAAUAAAUAAAAUAAUAUAUGAAUACUCAAUUAAAGAUUCUCAAGUGCAUUUACUAUAUAAUAAAUAUAUUUUUAUAGACUGUAUAUUAGUUAAUAUGUUAUCAUAGGCAACAUACAAUUUGGCUUAUUGCAUUAUAAAAUAGUGGAAACUUAUUUGGACUCUAUGAAUGCCCAAAAGCCUGUAUUAUGUUCAGUGCUUGUAACACCACGUUUUCAGCAACCAUAUGUUGUGUGCUCUACAUACACAAUACUUCUAAAAUGUUUAAAUUCAAUUGUUUAUUAAUAUUUUGCUGAUGAAGACGUCACAACCAUUUUCAUCUAAAUACACGUAUUUAAAUACACAAUCGCAUGUAUUUUAGUGAAAACGGAGAGUAUGACUCUCCGUUUUCACUAAAAUAUGCCAUUUAUGUGGAUAGGAUAUCCUUGGAAAAUAGCAGUGGUACAUUAUUCAAAUUAAAUCAAAUAAUUAAAUCUUUGUCACAAAACUCGUACACCCAUUACUUAUAUAAGUAUUAUACUUAACUAUACAUAUCGACGUUUAAGCACUAUUAGCUUUAAUAGAUUUUCCUAUUUUGCAGGUCUCUUUCAGUAUGUCGAGUAUUUAUCAUAAAAUCAACUAGUUUUUAGUUUCGUAUUUGAAAUCAAAACUAGGAUGUUUUUUAAGCUAUUGGCGGUUAAACAUUUAUAAUGACUUUUAAUAAUCAUCAUCAUCUUCCUACCCUUAUCCCAAUUAUUAUUUGGGAUCGGCUUAAUGUUUUUUAUCUAUAUUACAAAAAGAUUUGGCUUAAAGUUUUACAACCGGCCGCCUGCCUGACGUCAACCCUCUUUAUUACGCCGACUUCAUAUAAUAAUUGGGAUAAGGGUAGGAAGAUGAUGAUGAGUGUUCUGUACGAAGAAUGGGUUAUGAGUGAAUAAAUAAAAUAAUAUAUGAAUAGUCAAAAAUAUUAUUUUGACUAUUAUUAUUUGAUAAGAUUAUAUUGACUUUUAAUAAUGACUUUUUCAAAUAUUAAUGAAUAAUCUCAGUUGCGACUAAAGUUUAAUAUUAGAAUCAUCAGUUAUUUAUGUGCUAUUAUCCUAAUUUUUUAAAAGGUGCUAAUAAAGUUUUAUGAAAUGACAUUCCGUCCAAUAGAUAUAUUUUAUAUUUUUUUUUUUAUAUUUGGAUAAUAAAAUUUAAUAUUAA